AUGAAAUUCCUAAAGCUGUCAUCGGCCGAGUCCUGGAAGUUACGGUAUCACGGUUACGGUAGUUACGGUGACGAUUACAAGUACGUAGUUGUGGAAGUGUACCCAGCACGUUCCGAGAAGGACUUUUACGCAGGUUACGAUCCGUGGGUAGGAAUAGGAACGGCCAUCGUACUUGCGUUAUUCUUUUUCGUCAUAACCGUAAAGUCUUGUGUACAUUAUGUGGUACGGAAAUGGAGGAUGCAUCAGUUCUACAAGCAGACACGGUUUGUCGAACAGCCAGUCGAUGACGAGCACCCGAACGCCGAAACAGCUUGA
Haemonchus placei is the source of this 315-nucleotide messenger RNA. The record is from the annotation of a GenBank genome assembly. NCBI's taxonomy places the organism in Eukaryota, Metazoa, Nematoda, Chromadorea, Rhabditida, Trichostrongylidae.